UUCUCAUGAAGAAUGCGUUCUCACUCGAUUAUUGGAAAAUCAUGUAGGAAAGUUUGUGCACUCUCAUGCAGAAAAAGGACUUGGACUGAGCUGAAAAAUGCCUGUGAGUCAUAACUUAUCAACUGUGACCGUCAUGCUUCAGAUAUGUGUGAUAUUCUGUUUGCUGUCAGUUGUCCUCUCCCAGUCAACGCAUACCUCACCCAAAAGAGGCCAUAACAUCACAAUCCACUCUUCACAGCUGGUCUGUAGUCUGCCAGGCCCAGCAGGGCCUGCAGGGAACCCAGGAGUCCCUGGCUCACCAGGGACAGCGGGGCCAAUGGGGGCCCCAGGGAAGGAUGGCCAGGAUGGGAAGGAUGGGGAGAAGGGAGGAAAGGGAGAUAGAGGUGAUCCAGGGAGGACAGGGAACCCAGGCAAGCUGGGUGUGAAAGGCCGUGAGGGCGUUAUUGGCAAGGCUGGACCUCGAGGGCUCAGAGGGCUCCGUGGAAAACCAGGGCUGGGUGGAAAAAGUGGACAAAAGGGAGAUGUGGGUGACAUGGGUCAGAAAGGAGCUCCUGGAGGCUGCAAUUGUGGCAGCCAGGCCCGUUCAGCUUUCUCUGUGGCGGUGACAAAGAGCUACCCUAAAGAGCGUCUGCCCAUCCGCUUCAGCCGGAUCCUGCUGAAUGAGGGGAACCACUACAAUGCCAGCAGUGGGAAGUUUGUCUGUGCUAUCCCUGGGGUCUAUUAUUUCACAUACGACAUAACAUUGGCCAACAAGCACCUGGCCAUCGGGCUGGUCCACAACGGGCAGUACAAGAUCAAGACAUUUGAUGCAAAUACAGGGAACAACGAUGUGGCAUCUGGUUCCACUGUUCUCCACCUGAAGCAUUUAGACCAGGUCUGGCUGCAGAUCUUCUACUCGGAGCAGAACGGACUCUUCUUUGACCCCUUCUGGACAGACAGUACCUUCACUGGCUUCCUUAUCUACGCUGACCAGGACUAUCUGAAUGAGGCUGACAGAAAAGCUAAUGCUGAAAGUGGCAGUUAAUACUUAAAUCCUGAAAUAACUUUGUGUCUGAAUUUGUUUCACACCAAAGGGUUUUUUAAAUCCACGUUGGAAAAGAUUGCUCAACAAUGGAAGGCUUCAGUGAAUUUCAGUAUUUUAACAAGACCUGACAGCAGGUGGCACCCAAAGAAAGCAAACACUCUACUAUAACCAGGGAACCACUUAGCAAUACUUUAAUGCUGAAAAGCUUUCAUUCAUGUGGCUAUAAUUCUGACAAACUCCUAUGAACAUUUUGAACUGAAUACUUUCUCUUGACUUUUUAUUUCCAUAAUUGUUUAUUUUCUAUUCACAUACCAAACAGGAGCUUCAGGGCUUUCCCUGUUUUUUUUAAAACUCUUUUUAUAGAAGGUACAUUUUUGGUACUUUUUAUGAUAGUGUAAUUUAUACAUUAACUUUUUUUUUUUACACACUGUUGUGCAUUAAAAUUUUGGCUGGACACAACUAAUAAUGUUUUUAGCAUGCAUUACUACAAUAUUCCCAAAAUAGGGUCUAUGUGCCACCAAGAGAACUCUGAAGAAACUGUUAAAUGUAACCAUUAAUGUAAUAAGUAAGAUUGAAGAUGAGAGGAUGUAUGAUCAGAAUAGGAAGAAUGAACAAAAGAGGGAAAUAUGACAAAGAUAUACUUACAUACUGUAACUGUAUUUAUGAAUCACAAUCUUUUUUAUUAUUAUCGUGUUAUCAAUUUUUCACCCUACUCAUUGUUGUUCAGUUGCACUGUAAAAUGAAAAAGUACCAAGUAGCUGUAAAAAAAAAAAAAAAGAUGUAGUGUAGUAGAAAUCACACUAUUUCCUUCUUAAAAUGUCGAGGACAAUGGAAAUAAGGAAAGGAAGUAAAGUUACCUCAAAAAGUACCUCAAAAGUGUACUUUCCACCUCUGAUCUACAGCAGCAACUUUCAUAUGCUGCUAAAGGUGCUUUUACAAAUAAAUGAAACCUAAAAGUGAUUCUCCUACAUUAAUGGCUAAUAAUUCACACAAGGAAAUUAUAUAAU
Messenger RNA from Scomber scombrus (Atlantic mackerel), 2031 nucleotides. RefSeq names its product C1q and TNF related 2 (gene c1qtnf2). Lineage: Eukaryota; Metazoa; Chordata; Actinopteri; Scombriformes; Scombridae. The coding region runs from base 98 to 1024 and encodes 308 amino acids. Gene Ontology annotation, molecular function: protein binding. The record is from RefSeq and is a predicted model, not a curated record. The transcript has 3 exons.